GUUGUGAGGCUGUGAGUUGACUAUAAUCUUCCUUUGGGUCUUGACUCUCGGCUGCUGUUGGCCAACUUUGGCCCUCGUGAGGGUUUUCUGAAGCUCAUCCAGGGAGCUGAGAUUGAUAGACUGAGGGGAAAAGAAUGAGCGUGAGUUAAAAAAAAAGGUAGACGAGAGAGACAGAAAGAAAGGAGGAAAGAAAGAAAGAAAGACAGAAAGAAACAUUGAGAAAGAAAGCAAGGAAGAAAGGAAGAAAAAGAAAGGGCUGAAGGGAGAGAAGAGGAAUGGAGGUGAGCAGGCUGGUCAGCAUGGAGCCUGUGAGGUUCUUGGUCAUCGCUUUCUUCUCCUGCCAUCUCUACCUGUCCUCAGCAUCGCACUGGACCAAAGCUCUCUACCCAUCAGCAUACAGAGUGAAGAGGGCCACGCCAGCGUUCAUCAACCCCACCUUCCAGAAGUCGGUGAAGGAUGUCAACUUGCUCUAUGAGAUCCUGCUGUCCGGUCUUCAUCUCGAUGAUGAAGAAGAAGAGGACGGCCUUUUCGCCAAGGUGGACAAAGAGCUGGCCUCCCUGCGCUGCGCCCAGACUCUGGAGGUCAUCUGCAAGGACGUGCUGCCCAGGAAGCUGUCAGAGAUCCGACGCCUGAUCGCCGAGCUGACGCGUCGACACAGCAGUAGCAGCAGUGGCUUUGGCGGUAGACCCAGUGGUAGCACCAGCAGCAGUAGUGGCACCUCCUCUACUGCCACCGCCACCUCCCCGCUGCGGCGAGAGGACUUUGAGCGCACUGUGUUGACCAUGGUGUACAUGGCCCAGAGGCUGGCUGUCAUCCCAGAGGGACACCAGAGGGACCUGUGGGCAGAGACGCUGCUGGAGCUCCAGAGGGCUGUCAGACAAGACCUCACGCUCAGCUGAGGAGGAGUCUGG
Engraulis encrasicolus (European anchovy) is the source of this 911-nucleotide messenger RNA. RefSeq names its product protein FAM180A. The transcript is spliced from 3 exons. The record is from RefSeq and is a predicted model, not a curated record. Bases 276 to 899 code for a protein of 207 amino acids. Lineage: Eukaryota; Metazoa; Chordata; Actinopteri; Clupeiformes; Engraulidae.